Molecule: messenger RNA, 930 nt
Organism: Rhinocladiella mackenziei CBS 650.93
Lineage: Eukaryota; Fungi; Ascomycota; Eurotiomycetes; Chaetothyriales; Herpotrichiellaceae
Exons: 1
Coding region: 1-930 (309 amino acids)
Source: RefSeq, a predicted model, not a curated record
AUGGGUCUCCCACAGGACUUCUCGGCCCCAGUGCCCUCCAUUGAGUCCGACUCACCCCUCUCUAAGCGUCGUCGCUUCACACCAAACUCCCUCCCUCCGGUCAUGCCUGUCUCAGAUAAUUCCGACAUUGAACAUCAUACCUUUGACUCGCCAUUGCUGUUGCAGCUUUGUGAACAAGCCCCUGAUCGGGCCGAAAUCGAGACAGGUCUCCUCCAGGUCGGUAUGCGGGUCCGGAAGGCAGUUGCUGAAGGCUACAAGACGCAACAAAAGAAAUUCACUCCUCGUCCAUUUUUCGACAUUCACCGACUUUCUCCGGAAACUCAAGCUGCCCUCUCGUCCGGCAACUCUGAUUCGGCCAACGAGCUGAGUCCAUAUGCCGCUUCUCAGGUUCAACCUUUGAGCACGGCCACCUACUGCGGUGUCAGUCUGGAUUUCCUCUCCCAUUAUAGCGACGACAGGUCCAGCCCGUCUGUCCCCAAACAAUCGCUCUGGUCUUAUUCUACCAGCCACAAGCGUGGUUAUGAAGCCGACUCGGACAGCGAUGAUAGCCAGGAUUGGUUCCCUCAGACCCCGAAUUUGACGGCCGAUGACAGAAUGAAUAUGCCGGUGGAUUAUUUCGCUAUCGACAUGGACACCAUGAGCGAUGUCAGCCCCAUGACUCAAAUCGGUGAUCGUGCCCGACCACCAUGCAAUGGUCGGCGUAUCGUCAUGCCAAAGAGUCGCAACCGAAUGAUGCCACCGGCCGAACCUCCCAUGCCUCCUACUUCUGCAUUCAACCCAUUCUCCAACUUGGCUUCUCAACAACAAAAACUUCAAUUUGGUGGUGGUUUCGGGCAUAGACACAUGAUGGGCUGUGGUAUGGAAGCCAUGGAUUUUGGUGAUGCUCCAUUCUUGCAACGACGGGAGGAUGUGGAGAUGGAUUGUUCUUGA